AUGAAUGAGUCUGAUAAUCCCCGAGUAUGGUCUCUUUUUAAUGGGGCUAUUCAUUGGUUGGAUUUUAAUAGUGAUACAUCAAUGAAUGUUAUUGUUUCCUUUGAUUUAGCCGAAAGGAAACUUCUAGAGAUGUCUAUGCCGAUGCCGGGUGGUUUUGACAUCGAUCCUAAAUUUUGUGAUUUGUGGGUAUUUGGAGAAUUUCUCAGUCUAUGGUCUAUGAAAAAUGAUACGGUUGAAAUAUGGGUUAUUAAAGAAUACAAAGUCCACUCGUCAUGA
Molecule: messenger RNA, 276 nt
Organism: Vicia faba (fava bean)
Lineage: Eukaryota; Viridiplantae; Streptophyta; Magnoliopsida; Fabales; Fabaceae
Source: the annotation of a GenBank genome assembly